Molecule: messenger RNA, 474 nt
Organism: Ustilaginoidea virens
Lineage: Eukaryota; Fungi; Ascomycota; Sordariomycetes; Hypocreales; Clavicipitaceae
Exons: 4
Coding region: 1-474 (157 amino acids)
Biological process (GO): protein sumoylation
Cellular component (GO): nucleus
Molecular function (GO): SUMO conjugating enzyme activity
Source: RefSeq, a predicted model, not a curated record
AUGGCUUUGUGUCAAAAUCGGUUGCAGGAAGAGCGGAAGCAAUGGCGACGCGACCAUCCGUUUGGCUUCUAUGCCAAGCCAGCGCGCACAAAGGAAGGCGUUUUGGAUCUGAAGAACUGGGAAUGCGGUAUUCCCGGAAAAGAAAAGACCAUCUGGGAGGGCGGUCUGUUCAAGCUGAAUAUCGCUUUCCCUGAUGAGUAUCCGACCAAGCCUCCCAAAUGCAAGUUUGUUCCGCCGUUGUUCCAUCCGAAUGUGUACCCAUCUGGCACCGUUUGCCUCUCGAUUCUCAACGAAGAGGAAGCCUGGAAACCUGCCAUCACGGUCAAGCAGAUUCUUUUGGGAAUCCAGGACUUGCUCAACGACCCCAAUCCCGAGUCACCCGCCCAAGCCGAGGCCUAUAACUUAUUCAAGCGGGACCGAACCGAGUACGAGAAGCGAGUGAAGCGGGUGGUGCGCGAGAAUCCAGCGCCCUAA